Erpetoichthys calabaricus (reedfish) is the source of this 1547-nucleotide messenger RNA. It is a transcript of the gene olig3, whose product is annotated as oligodendrocyte transcription factor 3. The transcript has a single exon. The coding region runs from base 220 to 999 and encodes 259 amino acids. The record is from RefSeq and is a predicted model, not a curated record. Gene Ontology annotation, molecular function: protein dimerization activity. NCBI's taxonomy places the organism in Eukaryota, Metazoa, Chordata, Cladistia, Polypteriformes, Polypteridae.
UUUUAUUUAUUUAUUUGUUUUCCCAAUAUAAAAGUAGUUUCUUGAAGAGUCCAAAAACAAAGCAGGAAAGGAAACCCGGGCGUGCAGUUAAGAAGCUCAAAAAAGGAAAAGUUUUCUACUUUGCGUCAGGUGACCGAGGGACUUAAGUGACUUUUAAGUAAGAGCGACAAGAGGGGGUAAAAAGCGAAAAGUGACCUCCUCCCCGCCAGAAGUAAUAAAAUGAAUUCAGAUUCUAGCUCUGUCUCCAGCAGAGCUUCGUCACCAGACAUGGAUGAGAUGUAUCUAAGAGACCACCACCUCCAGGAUACACGCCUCAACUCGGUGUCAUCCACGCAGAACGACUUGCUGCAGAAAAUGACAAGCGAGCACCUCUCCAGGAAUGGAGACAAAGCGCCCGGGGGAGGUAAAUACAAACUUAAGAAGCAGGCCACGGAGCAAGACUUGCAACAGUUGCGGCUCAAGAUCAACGGGCGAGAGCGCAAGAGGAUGCACGACUUAAACCUGGCCAUGGACGGCCUCCGGGAGGUAAUGCCAUACGCGCACGGACCUUCGGUAAGAAAGCUUUCCAAAAUCGCCACUCUGCUGCUGGCCAGAAACUACAUUUUGAUGUUGACCAGUUCUCUGGAUGAGAUGAAAAGACUUGUGGGAGAGAUUUACGGUGGGCACCAUUCGGCUUUCCACUGCGGGACGAUGGGUCACGCUGGAGGACACUCUGCCAACCCGGCUCACCAGGUCCACCCACUCCUCGGGAGCGCACUCUCGUCCAGUACGCCCUCCACUCUCUCCGCGGCUCUACCCGGACUUACCUCCAUUAGAGCCCCCCACUCUUUGCUGAAGACGCCCUCCACGCCCCCAUUACAACUGGGCAGCGGUUUCCAGCAUUGGGCAGGUUUGCCGUGCCCUUGCACAAUUUGCCAGGUUCCACCUCCACAGCUUUCAGCCAUCACUUCUACUGGCAUGUCAAGACUUUCAGCAGAAGCGAAGGACUUGCUGAAGUAAAUAAAACUUCAUGGCCACUCACGCGAACUUUGUUUCAAAUAAUCAAGAGGAAGGCGCAAACAGCCAAUCCAGUUUCGUGCAUGCUCCUUUUUUUCUUAGGUUUAAUCAAGCCAAAAUAGCUUUUUCCUUGUAACAAGGAUCUGGCUUAAUUACUAAGACCUUCCAAGGUAAAUAAAUGUCUUGUUGGUUAUUAACUGUCUCUAUUUCAGUCACUCCAUUUUGUUACCCAAAUUGUUGAUGUAUGUACAUACUGCUCGUAAUACGACGGAAAAGGUUUUAGAUGUUUUUGUGCAACUUUAGUUGUUAGAAUCUACUCAUCCUCGGUUCUAAGCAGGGACAGUUUAUGAAAAUCCUUUUCUGUACAAAAUAAAUCACUCAAUAAAAGGUUGCAUGUAUGUGAAGAGAUUAGUCUUGGUUUACAAUUGAAUGGCAUCAUUAGCGCCCAACAAGAAUGCGUGUGUUCCUUGUAACAAGGAUUUAAAUGUCACAUUCUUGCAAAAAUAGGAAAAACAAGGAAGGAUUCAUUCUGAUCUUUUAUUUAAUUCGUU